GCGCGCGCGCUUUUAAGAUAUUAUAUUGAUAAAUUUAAUAAGCAUCUUAUUUCUAGUUAGAAUUAGCUCUUACAGUCGAAGAAACUAGGCUGGGUCAAUAAAGAAAAAUUUUUUUUGGCCAUUUCCAAAAUAAAUUGGGACAGGAUUGCAACAUUGGGACACCAACAUGAAAAUGGGACAUUGUCGUCGGCUCGCCGGAAUGAGCCGAGACCACCAUAAUGGUGGUGGCGGUUUGUCGUUUGAAGACGGUGGGGCGAUCAUUGUCAUUCCAUAUAGACUGAGCUAUCAAGAAUUGCAGAUCUACGAAGGAUUGGUUUUAGCUGAAAGUGCAAUACUCCGUCACCAAAGACCACUAGAGGCAUCUUGCUGCUGUUUCCAUUUUCAAAACAGACUUUGUUGUUUCUGCUAUGUUGACACUUUCUUGGAUGGCUUUUUGGGAACUAAGGUAGUUCAACCAUUUAAUCUUAGAAGUUUCAAGGCCAUAGAAAUUAAGCAAAGUAUUCAUGUGCUACAGCAUGACAAGCGACGUAUGUCAGUGGCCACCGUGAUAAGAGACAAAAGGAUCCCGUCUUCCUGGGGUCUACAGUACAUGGACGGAAAUGCUUAUCCAUCUCUUCGCUUAUAA
Messenger RNA from Cokeromyces recurvatus, 625 nucleotides. RefSeq lists its product as uncharacterized. The transcript is spliced from 6 exons. NCBI's taxonomy places the organism in Eukaryota, Fungi, Mucoromycota, Mucoromycetes, Mucorales, Mucoraceae. Bases 167 to 625 code for a protein of 152 amino acids. The record is from RefSeq and is a predicted model, not a curated record.